Messenger RNA from Suillus clintonianus, 960 nucleotides. RefSeq names its product caspase domain-containing protein. Gene Ontology annotation, molecular function: cysteine-type endopeptidase activity. Bases 261 to 833 code for a protein of 190 amino acids. Gene Ontology annotation, biological process: proteolysis. Lineage: Eukaryota; Fungi; Basidiomycota; Agaricomycetes; Boletales; Suillaceae. The record is from RefSeq and is a predicted model, not a curated record. The transcript is spliced from 8 exons.
UUUGUCGGUGGGUUUGCCAUCCUGUACUUGCUCGGUGUCUCUGAUACAACAGCCAUUGAGAUAGCUGUGCGCUGCUGUGUUUCCUAUGGAAAGUCCAUAACACUUAAGUUUGUCCCCCGCCGUUCCCAAAUUGCAUCUUCCCUUAUCCUUAUCACUCACUCGACCUCUACGUCCACCAUCUGCUAUCUUAGCUGAUAUAUUUGACUCUACAUCUUGAGUCUAUCAGCUUUCGGUCACACUCAUCAUUGAUCAGUUCAUAAAUGUUGGGCGACCUUCCUUCUAAGUCGAAAGGAGUUCAAAGGGCACUCCUUAUUAGUGUGGCAAAAGUAGCCGGUUUCGACACCCUCCCUCACGCAGACAGAGAUGUAGAGAGGAUGAGAGACUUCCUUGUGAAGUUUCGUGGCUACCAACCGAAAAACAUUGUCAUUAUGAUGCACCGUAAUAGUGUUUUGCCAGAGUUAUAUCCCAGCAGAGCGAACAUAUUGCGCGAGAUUGACGAUAUGGUUAAACUUACAUCUCAACAAGACCAGAUGUUCUUCUACUACACUGGUCAUGGCGCUCAGGUGACUUGCAGACACAACUCUGAACCCGACAAUAAGGAUGAAGCUAUCCUCACAUACACGGGAAAGCGUAUCAUUGAUAAUGUUUUGAAAGAACGCCUCGUUGAUCCAUUACCUCCAGGCGCCAAGCUUUUCGCGCUUUGGGAUUGUUGCCAUUCUCACACAGUGUUAGAUUUGGCGCAUUCAAACUGCAACGGGUUGUGGCGGAAACCCCUCAAAGUCCUGACAGGUGAGAGCCACGUUUUGAUCGUGGCUCCGAGUCGAUAUUUAUGAUCUCAGGUUUGGCAAGGAAAACCAAAAGCCUUGGUGUGUAUUUCGUUGUUUUGUUCGUCAUUACUUGAAUGUUCGCUACACAGGCAAGAGGCUCAGUGCCAACAUCUUGAAAGAUGGCUGCGAGGGA